Messenger RNA from Dalotia coriaria, 1433 nucleotides. RefSeq lists its product as uncharacterized. Gene Ontology annotation, molecular function: zinc ion binding; nucleic acid binding. Lineage: Eukaryota; Metazoa; Arthropoda; Insecta; Coleoptera; Staphylinidae. The transcript is spliced from 3 exons. Gene Ontology annotation, cellular component: nucleus. The coding region runs from base 117 to 611 and encodes 164 amino acids. The record is from RefSeq and is a predicted model, not a curated record.
UAUUCGCGUUAUCGUUGUAUAGUUGAACGUAUACCAAGAUUAUUUUGGUUAUCUUCAUUUGAAUUGUCCGGCUUGUACGUCUCGUAGAGCAUUUAUGUUUUUGUGGCGUUAGAAAGAUGACUGAAAUCGAAAAUUUCGUGUUGCCCCUGCAUCCGACGCAAAGAAAACCGAUGAGCCACUUCACAAUGUGGGAUAAUCACGAAGAACGUCUUAGCAACCUGCAAGAAGUGCAUCUUCCUUCCGAUGGAGUCACUCCAUUGACCAUUGACGACGAAUCUCAGCAACCUGAUAUGCCUAUUAAAAAGAGCAUUGGAUGUGAUCUGUGUGGAAUUAGAGUGACAAGUUACAAUGUGCUCAAGAGACAUUUGGAGGGCAGGCGUCAUAUAAUGCGCGCCGGACGCGAAGGAAAAACGUUCGAGUGCGAGCUGUGCAAGCUUACCGCCAAUAGUCAAAGUCAGCUAGAUGCACAUAUGAAAAGUGUAAAACAUAGAAAUCGUGUUUUUAAGAAAGAGCACGGAUAUGAUCCAUCAAACAAAGGUCUUUGGGUAAUCUUGUUUUGCGUUGGUUGUAUCUUCCUCAACUUCUUGUUACUAUUUAAAUUGAUGCUAUAAAAUAGCGAAAGUGCAUAUUUGCAUGAUCAUCCGCCAUCUUAAAAGAAACAUGCGUUUUAUAAGCCCUCUAAAAACUGUGCCAAAUUAAAAUUUUAUGGUUUUAUCAACAUCUUAAAAUAUACUGCGGAUAUUUAUCAGUUUGCAAAGCAAAACGAUUAAUUUUAAGUGCUAGUAAUAUUUAUUAACUGUUAAGCGGGCGCUUGAUUUAAAUUCCCUUCAUAUUUACUAACUAUAUUCAUUAUAAAUCAUUCGCACACAUUUGCGCAAAUGCUUCAUAAUUGCUAUAUAGACUACGUUGCGGUUUAGAACACAACAAAUUUAAUUAAGAACAAAAUAUAACCACCUAAUGUUGUGAUCUCAAACAGUUAGAUCGUUUGCAAAUAUAUUUCAUUAGCGUUGCAAUGAUUAUAGCUUGUUUACUUAACUAUCUCAGCAUAGACUAUAUUUUAUUAACUUUUAAUAAACAUAUUGCAUCUAUUCGCACAAUUUCAGUCAUGGUCGUAGUCAAAUUAUCUUUGUAGUAGGAAGCAGUGUGUCUUCAUUGUAAUAAUUAGCAUUAAUAAUUUAAUAAUAUUUCAUGUUAAUAAUAUAGUAUUGUAAGAUUUUGCAUGUGUAUUCUCUCAUUGGCUGACUGCAUGUUAAAAAUGUUUAAUUUGCGAAUGUGUUUGUUCUGCGUUUGAUAAAAAUUGUUCAUACAUUUAGAGCAAUUAAUAGGACACAACAUUUGAUAUAUGAAUUUUGCUAUUGGUUUGAAAUAGGUUUCAUUGUUUUAAACAUUUAGAUUAUGUAAAUUUAAAUAAUUUAUGCGAAUAGCCUUGUAUU